AUGCUCAUCACGGGCGCCGUGGGCUUCGUGGGCGCGCAUUGCUCGCUGGCGCUCCGCGCUCACGGCGACGACAUGCUCGGCCUCGACAACUUCAACGCCUACUACGACCCGUCCCUGAAGCGCGCGCGGCAGUGUCUGCUGGCGUCCCAAGGCGUGGUGGUGUUGGACACCGACAUCAACGACGCCGCGCUGCUGGAGCGGCUCCUGUCCGUGGUGCCCUUCACGCACAUGCUGCACCUCGCGGCCUAG
Miscanthus lutarioriparius is the source of this 249-nucleotide messenger RNA. Lineage: Eukaryota; Viridiplantae; Streptophyta; Magnoliopsida; Poales; Poaceae. The record is from the annotation of a GenBank genome assembly.